AACCGGUUUCUAUCUUAAAUUCCAAUAUAAAAACUUAAUAAAACAUAUACAGCCGUUAUUGUAUUUUUACGCGAACCGCAGACAGGCGUGCACGGCGUCGUCGCUCACCAGCACGUUAUUUACACAAAUAUUCUGAUCGUAGCAUUUUUUGCUGAUUUUUUUGGAGUCAAGAUGCCCAAAAGAAAGGCUGAUGGUGACAAAGCCGCCAAAGGCAAGGAGGAGCCCACAAGACGCUCAGCAAGAUUGUCUGCUAAGCCAGCUCCCCCUAAACCAGAACCAAAACCCAAAAAAGCUGCCCCUAAGAAGGUCGCCAAGGGGAAGAAGGGCAGCAACCCUGCUGAAAAUGGAGAUGCCAAGGCAGACCAGGCACAGAAGGUUGAAGCUGCUGGUGAUGCCAAAUGAAAAGCUGAUUGUCUGAUCCUUCUAUGUACUUGGUGACUGUACAGUUUGAAAUAACUAUUUUUUACCAAGUUUUAUAUUACGAAUAACAUUUGACUUGCUUUUGAUGUACUGAUUGAUUUGACAUGAGUUACUAUGUUUCAUUCAUAUCCAUUUGUAUCCCAUUUUUAAAAUCAGACCUUCUUUAUCUUGCCUAAAUGGUUUCCCUGCAUUAAAUCUGUUUUUUAAAAUGGUGGAAUGCAACAAAGUUGACCUAAAUUUUGUGUAUUUCUUCUUCAUCUUUCUUUCUUUAUCUUUGGAUUUUAAAAAACCAAACAUCCUCAAAAGGCAGCUUAAGAGUGUUUCUAAAAUAUUGUCAGAAGGGUUUUCACCAUGUUGUUAGCAUUUAAUCUUAAAAAUACUGUGUUUUCAUAUUUUUUUUUUCUUUAAGGCAGUUGUCACAAGAAAAAAAUUAAUUAAUAGGGAAACGAUGAUUAAAUUACAAUGUGAACUUUAAAUUUCCUUAGAGGUGUGUGUUUGAAUUUGUCUUUUUUAUUAUUAUUAAGUAAUGUUCUGAAACAGUGGAUGGAUAUUCAGUGACUCUGCUAAAUGCUUUGUUUUAAAUGGUUUUGAAUAAUAAAAUAAAAAAACUGUCCAGAACUAA
Molecule: messenger RNA, 1042 nt
Organism: Myxocyprinus asiaticus (Chinese sucker)
Lineage: Eukaryota; Metazoa; Chordata; Actinopteri; Cypriniformes; Catostomidae
Gene: hmgn2
Product: high mobility group nucleosomal binding domain 2
Exons: 6
Coding region: 172-402 (76 amino acids)
Biological process (GO): chromatin organization
Cellular component (GO): chromatin; nucleus
Molecular function (GO): nucleosomal DNA binding
Source: RefSeq, a predicted model, not a curated record